Molecule: messenger RNA, 1086 nt
Organism: Rhineura floridana
Lineage: Eukaryota; Metazoa; Chordata; Lepidosauria; Squamata; Rhineuridae
Gene: SDS
Product: serine dehydratase
Exons: 7
Coding region: 1-1086 (361 amino acids)
Biological process (GO): L-threonine catabolic process; L-serine catabolic process
Molecular function (GO): L-serine ammonia-lyase activity; pyridoxal phosphate binding; threonine deaminase activity
Source: RefSeq, a predicted model, not a curated record
AUGCCACCUACCAAGACUCUCCAUGUGAACACUCCGCUGCGGGUCAGCGUCCCCCUCUCCAAGUUGGCUGGCACCAAGGUCUACCUGAAGCUCGACAGCGCCCAGCCCACAGGAUCCUUUAAGAUACGAGGCAUUGGGAACUUCUGCAAAACGUGGGCCGAACGAGGCUGCAUGCGCUUUGUCAGCUCCUCAGGGGGAAACGCCGGCCUUGCAGCUGCCUACUCUGCCAGAAUGUUGGGGAUCCCAGCUACCAUCUACGUGCCCAAAUCUACUCCCCCGUUCACCGUAGAGCGUCUAAAAGAUGAAGGAGGCACUGUGUGCGUGGUGGGAGAGAUUCUGGAUGAAAGCAUAAAAGCAGCCAAGGAGCUGGUAAAGAACAACCCCAAAUGGGUCUAUGUGCCUCCAUUUGAUGACCCUCUCAUCUGGGAAGGACACAUGUCCCUGGUCAGAGAGAUGAAGGAGCAGAUGGAGUCCAAACCUGGAGUUCUGGUCCUCUCUGUAGGGGGAGGAGGCAUGCUGUGCGGAGUGAUCCAUGGCCUCCGUGAGGUGGGCUGGGGCGAUGUGCCCAUCAUUGCCUUGGAAACCAGAGGAGCCCACAGCCUGAAUGCUGCCUUGGAAGCUGGGAGGUUGGUGACACUUCCAAAAAUUACCAGCGUUGCUACCACUCUUGGGGCAAAUACGGUGGCGGCAGAAACUCUGAAGCUGGCGCAGAAGCACCCCGUCUUUUCUGUGGUUAUCACUGAUCAGGAAGCAGUGGAGGCCAUUGAGAGGUUUGUGGAUGACGAGAAGAUCCUGGUGGAGCCGGCCUGUGGGGCUGCCUUGACCGCAGUCUACAGUGGGGUGUCGAAAAGGCUGCAAGCGGAAGGCAAGCUGAACCCCCAGCUGGACUCCCUGGUGGUUAUCGUGUGCGGCGGCAACCACAUCACGCUGGCGCAACUGCAGCGCCUCAAGGAGCAGCUGGGCGUCCAGAGCGCCGAGGACCAAAGGGAGCACGGCUUCAGGGAAUGCCAGGUUGCCAUGGUGGCGUGGAAGAACCAGGGCAACGGGGGAGCUUGCGCAUGCUGGGAAUCAGCGGGCACUGAUUAA